CGGCGGGCGCGGGUUGCCGAGGGCCGCUUUGAGGCGCGCACCGCGCGGCGCGGCGCCGGCAUGAGGGAGCUGCCGCCGGGCCCGGGGAUGGAGAGCGACAUCUUGGACGCGCUGGAGGCCUUAGGGUACACUGGUGCCCUGUUGGAGGAGGAGGCCCUGAAAAAAGCAGCAGAAAAUGGGUUGUCUUCACCAGAAUUUUUUGAGCUUUGCAUUUGGUUAGGUUCCCAGAUAAAGUCACUUUGUAAUAUGGAAGAAAGCAUCACUGCAACAGAUGGUGUGAAAGAUAUAGAGAGCUUCCAGCUUGAAAUUAGUGGCUUUCUGAGAGAAAUGUCUUGUCCGUAUUCGUCACUGGUGUCUGGAGACAUCAAAGACAGAUUAAAAGAGAAAGAAGAUUGUCUUAAACUCCUGUUAUUUCUAAGUACAGAACUUCAGGCUUUAAAGAUACUGCAGAGCAAGAAAAUUAAAGGCUCUCAUUUGGAAAAGCACAGUGAUGUUAUUCAGGAAGUGCAAGCUAUUUGUGAUGCACUGGGUCUGCCAAACUCCUCAUCCUCUGGUAUUCCUCCCUUGUUAACCAGUGUGGAACAAAAGAUAAAGGACAUUCUCUCAAAAGUUAAAAAUAACCAUGUGGGGAAAUCACUGCUAACAAAACCUCUGAACUCUGACCAAGUGGAAAGAUUGGAAAAAAUCAAUGAUGCUCUUUGCAGUGAGUACGAGUGUCGACGGCGGAUGUUGAUGAAGAGGCUUGAUGUGACUGUGCAGUCUUUUGGCUGGUCUGAUAGAGCAAAGGUAAAAACAGAUGAAAUAGCACGGAUCUAUCAGCCCAAGCGCUAUGCGUUGUCUCCAAAGUCGACCAUUUCAUUAGCUCACCUUCUUGCUGCUCGUGAGGAUUUGUCCAAGAUCAUAAGAACAAGUAGUGGAUCAACACGGGAGAAGACUGCCUGUGCUAUCAACAAGGUUCUGAUGGGGAGAGUCCCUGACCGUGGAGGCAGACCAACAGAGAUCGAACCACCUCCUCCCGAAAUGCCUCCAUGGCAGAAAAGACAAGAAGGUGGAGGAAGAGGUGGCUGGGGGGGCGGUGGUGGUGGUGGAAGGGGUAACUGGGGGGGUGGAGGGGGUAGAGGAGGAGGAGGUGGAGGUUUCAGAGGUGGUGGAAGAGGUGGAGGUGGCUUCCAAAGUGGAGGUGGCUUCCAAGGUGGCAGGGGAGGUUAUGGUGGCAGGGGAGGCUAUGGUGAUCCAUAUGGUGGGAGAGGAGGGGGAGGAUACCGAAGAUACUAAAGUACUGUUAAUCCUAACAGAGUAACUGGCAGAAUAUAGUGGUGGUGUUUACUGGUACUAGGAAUUUAGGUAUGUUGACUUGGGUUAGGUUAGAAUUAAGUAUGACCAUAUGAGUAAUUUCAUUAGUCCAACUGAUGUUUUCACUGAAUUCUUUUAGUUAACAGAAGUUUUAUACCAAAAUCUGAUUACUAAAGUCCUUGUUUUUCAUACUGCUUAUAUGGUGUUUUUUAUUAUGUUAUUUUAUUUAAAAUAAGUCUCAGAAAACUGAAUAAAACCCUUUCUAAACAAACAAAAAUAUAUUAAUGGUCAGACCUCCCUAAUUAUUGCAUGUUGCAUGUCUACUCUCCUGCUCCAAAAUGUUGUCUAGAAAAAACAAAGUAGGCCUAAGAACUGGAUGAAACCACUUUUAAAAGACUCAAGAAUGCUGCAUUCAGGGUUGUUCUCUUCAUCUCAUUGUUCUUCAUUCACAGUUUUCAUGUGGGACAUGUAAACAAAUUUUAAUUUCAAAUGUUAAAAUCCUUAAUGCUUUGGUCAGUUAUUCAAUUAGAUUUGAUUAUUCUUGCAGAACUUCGCAUUAUAGUAAAAUUGUGAAUUAGUACUCUGCACUAAUUAAUUGAACCAGAGGGUUUUUGUGUUCAUAAUGUAUCAGACACUCUUUAAUGGUCAGAGCAUGUACUGUAAACUCAUAGUUUUGAUAAUGUCUUAUUUUCCUUUUACUUGUUCAUUGUUGGUGUUUCAUAAAAAAAUAAUUAUAAAUCAUAUAGGGCAGAAAACCUGCAGCCAUCAUGUCUGGUAUGAAUUCAUGUGUAUAUCCUUGUGGAUCAGCUUUGAGACACAAAGUUUGAAUAAGCUGAGCUUCCUAAGAAUGUGACAUUUCUUCUCACCUUUCUUUCUUUCCCCUUGUUUAAGUUACCCUUUUCUCCCCUGCCUGCUCUCUGUUUGCAAGUCACCAACUGCCUGGCUAAUAAGUUAACUAGACACCUCAUGCAGCAGUUGCCUUUUCUCAGUGAUUUCUUUCUCUGCCAACCUAAAAGAAGCCCUGUCUUGACAUGGUAUGGGUGCCUUCUCCCUCACAUACACUGUUAGUCUGGCAGGAGUUAGCUGUCAUCCCAUCAUGGCUGUAAAUAUAUGUAGACAGGAAUUAAAUUUAAAGCUGCCACUUAAAGAAGUCAGUUUCAGUUUUUAGCUCUCCCAUGUUGUGAGGCCGCUCCUGAGAACAGAGGUGGAAAGGGGAUGAUGCCUGAGUAUGUUCUCAUGACAGCAUUUAUUAGGGUCAGGUCACCACAGAGAAUUCAGGAAGACAUCUGAUUAACCUGGUGUGUCCAAUGAUUAAAUAGCACAGCAAAUUUGAGCCCUUGUAAUUGUAGGUGUAACUGCAGGUUGAACUUCAGGAUUUGAUUCUGGAUUUAUGUUCCUUAGUUACAAGUUCCUUCUGCACAAAUGUCCUAUUGGUGUCCAUUGGUAUGCUUUAAAGAUGUUUUUACCUUCAUAAACAUAUGUAUCAUGUCCUGUUUGAUUGGCAACUUCAUGCAUGAAUUUCAAGUUCUGUUCCAAAUCAAAUUAUUAUCUUUCAAAAGUUUUUCUCCUGUUAUUUCUUUUCUCAUCAGUUUGCUUGAGAAUGCUGCUUCUAAUGUGAUAAAUAUGGCUUUAGCCAGGCUUUAGGGUUCCAGCAGGUGCCUGACAAAAAGAAGAAGUUUUGCUUGCUAGAACAUGUUAGCUGGGAUGUGAAAUUUGCAAUAAUGGCAUCAUGUCACCCAACUGCUAGCACUGUAGUUCCUUUGCCAAAUUUUUUCUAUGCUUCUUACUGACCUAAACCUUGGCAGCUUCUGCAGUCUUUAUGGAGAGACCCCUGAUGGGUCACAUGGGAGCACAGUACUGGGUCCCUCGAUUCUGAGCUUGGUUUUUGCCUAAUGCUCUGGAAUAGCUCCCAAAGUGAUGGCACAGCAAAUGAGACUGCUGGCCUUGGAGUGAAGUGUUGGUCAGCAAAGGAAUAGAGAGCAGUUUUUUAACAACCCAAGACUUAAGAUUAAAUUCUGUUUGCUCAUCCCAGUUUUACUUUUUGCUACAAGUAAUCAGCAGGUAUCCUGUGGCUUCACCAAGGAAAUACACUCGGAAAAACAAACAACUUACCUAUGCUUAAGGGUUUCAUUAGUCUUAGGAUGCAAGCUUGCAACAGUUUAGUUGGAUUGUUGUAACUGCAGAUGUGGAUGUGCCUCAGUGUUUUUACACUCAUCAGUCCAUCCUGUUUGUAAUAGGCAGGACAGUUUUGAAUGAAGUAAAUAAUCAAGUGAAGCAGGUACAUGCCCACUUCAAUUCUAACAGUUAAAUUAUUUCAGUAUGACAUUUCAGUUAUAUGUAUGUAGACCAUGUAAAAUAUGAAAAUACAAACAGGCUGGAGAUUUUCUUUUUUUAAUCUGGCCAUUUCUGUUUUUCUUAAGUAACUUCAAAAUGUGAACCCAGUAGUUGAAAACUAAAGUAAAUAGUUUUUAGUAAAUAGUUAAAGUAAGCACCACCGUAUUUCAUGGAGGUAUCCUUUGCUGUCCUCUUGCCAGAAUGUAUGCUUUUAAUUUCUCAAACAAUGCAAUAACACCAUGGAAGUAAUUGAUUUAAACCUCAAGUUUUGUCUUGAAAAAAGUAUUUUCAAAAAUUCUGUUGUAAGCAAAAGAUUUUCAUCUAUAUGUUUGUGAACAUUUUUGUGUUUAUUCGCACUUAAUGAAUACCUAAAUUAAUAUUUGUUUGUUGAAGAACUGAAAAAAAAAGGCUGGGGAUUUUUUUCAGGAUUUGAGAGAGACACUUUUGUCAACAGCUGUAAACACUGAGGA
Molecule: messenger RNA, 4097 nt
Organism: Pseudopodoces humilis (Tibetan ground-tit)
Lineage: Eukaryota; Metazoa; Chordata; Aves; Passeriformes; Paridae
Gene: TSLIG3B
Product: tRNA splicing ligase complex subunit 3B
Cellular component (GO): tRNA-splicing ligase complex
Source: RefSeq, a predicted model, not a curated record